CAUGAGAAACGUGAGAAACCAACCAUUCGAUUAGUGGACAGUGCAUAAUACAGAUCAGAAAUCAAUGUUCAAAGGAAGUGUUUGAAAAAUAUUAAAAUAAGUCGCAGUAUACUAAGCAAUUACUGGGAAGAUUUUUUCGUUAUUGUUUUGCAGUAAACCAGUUUUGAGUAUUGGUUUCAUUAUUCUGAAUAAAUUUCAUCAUAAUUAAAAUGGCCACGUCAUUCUCAAGUUUUUCGUACGAACGUUUUGCUCGGAAUAUGGGCCAAAAAUUAGAACCAAGCGUACGGUAUCAUUUAUCAAAGGUAUACGCUUGCUUGACGGCUACUUGCGCGGCAGCCACUAUUGGAUCUUUAAUUCAUCUUCGCGGCAUCUGGGAAGCAGGUUUUCUAAGUGCGCUCAUCUCGGUGGGGCUGGUUCUUGGACUUAUUUUUACUCCGGAUAAUGGCAAAAAUUUCAAUAUGCGCUUUGGAUUGCUGAUGGGAUUCGGUGCGUUCACCGGUCAUUCAUUAGGAUUACUAUUGGAGCAAGUUAUCUACGUCAACCCAGCUAUCGUGGUUACAGCUCUGGUAGGAACGACCACUAUCUUCACCUGUCUGAGCGCUGCAGCACUGCUUGCGAAACGUGGCAAAUAUCUGUUCCUGGGUGGUAUUCUGAUGAGCACUUUAAGCACAAUGGCAUUGAUUAGUUUGGGAAAUCUAUUGUUCCGGUCCUACUUCGUUCAGGAGCUCAACUUGUACCUUGGAUUGGCAGUGAUGUCUGGCUUCAUACUAUUCGACACCCAGAUGAUCCUGGAAAAGCAUCGUAUGGGCAGCAAUGAUUGCAUUGCCCACUCGUUGGAUUUGUUCUAUGACGUAAUCAGCAUUUUCCGUCGUCUGUUAGUUAUACUUACCCAGAAGGAGCAGAACAACGAGCGUAAGAAGAAAAACAACAAUUAAAGUCGGGUUGUGGAUUUUUUUUAUACUACUCAUAGCACUAGCUGCUGCCACCAUUCAUAUUGUACUACAUAGAGGAAAAAUUGUUGUGGCACAAGUUUUGUAUCGACAACCUUGCGCAUAAUAAUCACUAAAAAUUUGGAAGUAAAAAUUGUACGAGUUGAUGUUGAGAAGAUGAUCCCACAUUACGUAAAUAUCGUUUUGAAUAUAGGUUUUGGAAUUGAAACAUGCAAUUUGACGUUGAACGCUGUUGUGAAAAAUAAAUAAAUACUACAAUGCCAAUCCAGCAUCCUUUUACGGUACAUAAAACCGCGUGAACAUGAGGUUAUAAAAAUGUUACACUCCGUAUUAUAACUGGAGAAUUUGUGCAUCACCUUUGAAAAUACGAAACCUGAAAUGGCUCAUGUGUAGAAAAUCACCUAUUAUAUUGAUCGUUUCUUGAAUAAAUGGAGUUUUUCUGGAAAUCCUA
Messenger RNA from Wyeomyia smithii (pitcher-plant mosquito), 1401 nucleotides. RefSeq names its product bax inhibitor 1 (gene BI-1). The coding region runs from base 210 to 935 and encodes 241 amino acids. Gene Ontology annotation, biological process: negative regulation of apoptotic signaling pathway; negative regulation of endoribonuclease activity; cellular response to unfolded protein. The record is from RefSeq and is a predicted model, not a curated record. Lineage: Eukaryota; Metazoa; Arthropoda; Insecta; Diptera; Culicidae. The transcript has 3 exons. Gene Ontology annotation, cellular component: mitochondrial membrane. Gene Ontology annotation, molecular function: enzyme binding.